Equus quagga is the source of this 1860-nucleotide messenger RNA. It is a transcript of the gene PTPN5, whose product is annotated as protein tyrosine phosphatase non-receptor type 5. Bases 1 to 1830 code for a protein of 609 amino acids. Gene Ontology annotation, molecular function: protein tyrosine phosphatase activity. The record is from RefSeq and is a predicted model, not a curated record. Gene Ontology annotation, biological process: protein dephosphorylation. The transcript is spliced from 15 exons. NCBI's taxonomy places the organism in Eukaryota, Metazoa, Chordata, Mammalia, Perissodactyla, Equidae.
AUGGGAAUCGAGCACUGUUUUCACCAAAGCCUGAAGGCCAGAAGAGCAGAGAGCUUAGGAAUAUGGGCACUGAGGGGCAGAUCUGCCAUUCCUAGCUGCGUGGCCUGGGGCGGGUCACUUCACUUCUCUGAGUCUCCAUUGUCUCCUCUAGAAGAUACAGGAGUGCAAGGGAACCACGCUGCUGAUGACUCCGAGGGAGGGGCCCUGGACAUGUGCUGCAGCGAGAGGCUGCCGGGUCUCCCCGAGCCGGGAGUGAUGGAGGCGCUGGACCAGGCCGAGGGGCUCACCGACUCAGAGAGAGAGAUGCCGCCGCCCCCACCUCCUUCACCGCCCUCAGAGCCAGCUCAGGAGCCGCCACCUCAAGGCGCCGGGAGCCACUCCCUCACUGUCAGGAGCAGCCUGUGCCUGUUGGCUGCCUCUCAGGUCCUGCUUGCCUGCGGGAUGCUCUGGCUCAGUGGCUACAGCCCCCUCUGGUCGCAGAACGCCACAGACCUCCUCUCCUCCUUGCUGGCGCUCCUGGAACAGCUGGGACCCACGGCCUGGCUGGGCAUUGGGACCUGGGACCUCCCCAGUCUGCUGCUAGUCUCUCUGACCGUGGUCCUUGUCACUACCCUGGUGUGGCACCUCCUGAGGGCUCCCCCAGAGCCUUCUGCCCCGCUGCCCCCCGAGGACAGGCGCCAGUCGGUGAGCCGCCAGCCCUCCUUCACUUACUCGGAGUGGAUGGAAGAGAAGGUCGAGGAUGACUUCCUGGACCUGGACCCUGUCCCCGAGACUCCUGUGUUUGACUGCACGAUGGACAUCAAGCCUGAGGCCGACCCCGCCUCACUGACCGUCAAGUCCAUGGGUCUGCAGGAGAGGAGGGGCUCCAACGUCUCCCUGACCCUGGACAUGUGCACCCCGGGCUGCAAUGAGGAGGGCUUCGGCUACCUCAUGUCCCCACGCGAGGAGUCAGCCCGCGAGUACCUGCUCAGCGCCUCCCGUGUCCUCCAGGCCGAGGAGCUGCACGAAAAGGCCCUGGACCCCUUCCUGCUGCAGGCGGAGUUCUUUGAAAUCCCCAUGAACUUUGUGGAUCCAAAAGAGUAUGACAUCCCUGGGCUGGUGCGGAAGAACCGGUACAAAACCAUCCUUCCCAACCCUCACAGCAGAGUCUGCCUGACCUCACCAGACCCUGACGACCCUCUGAGUUCCUACAUCAACGCCAACUACAUCCGGGGCUAUGGUGGGGAGGAGAAGGUGUACAUCGCCACUCAGGGACCCAUCGUCAGCACGGUCGGCGACUUCUGGCGCAUGGUGUGGCAGGAGCACACGCCCAUCAUUGUCAUGAUCACCAAUAUCGAGGAGAUGAACGAGAAGUGCACCGAGUACUGGCCGGAGGAGCAGGUGGUGUAUGACGGAGUCGAGAUCACCGUGCGGAAGGUCGUUCACACUGAGGAUUACCGGCUGCGACUUAUCUCCCUCAGGAGCGGGACUGAGGAGCGAGACCUGAAGCAUUACUGGUUCACGUCCUGGCCUGACCAGAAGACCCCAGACCGGGCCCCCCCGCUCCUGCACCUGGUGCGGGAGGUGGAGGAGGCAGCCCAGCAGGAGGGGCCCCACGGUGCCCCCAUCGUCGUCCACUGCAGCGCAGGCAUUGGGAGGACCGGCUGCUUCAUUGCCACCAGCAUCUGCUGCCAGCAGCUGCGGCAGGAGGGUGUGGUGGACAUCCUGAAGACCACGUGCCAGCUCCGUCAGGACAGGGGCGGCAUGAUCCAGACGUGCGAGCAGUACCAGUUCGUGCACCACGUCAUGAGCCUCUACGAGAAGCAGCUGUCCCGCCAGGGCCCAGAGUGACCCCCCUGCCCUCCCAGGUCCUGUGAGCCU